AUGUUGGAAUUGUUAUCUGAACCAGCGCCUUUAGUAAGAUCUCAAUGGAAUAAUAUUUCAUUUGAUGCUCCAAUAUUAAUCGAUAUCGAUCAACCACUUUCGCCAACUUUUUAUUGUAUAUAUGGAAUUGAAUUAGUAUUAUUAGUUAUAUCUACAAUAUUCAUGACUUGGUUUAUUCGAUUAUUAUAUUCGUUUCAAAUGUUUCACAUUAAUUUGAAACUCAUGUUGGUUUUUCAUUUUGUCAUUUAUUUGUUCGGUGGAAUCUCGAGAUUUUAUUUGAUUUUGGUUCAAAUGGAUAUUGUCACAGGUAAUGUUUUAUGGUCCUGAGAACAUAUAAUUUAGAAUUUUAGACUUAUCUUCUCCGUUAUUUUUAAUAUCUUCAUUUUUCCGAUGUCAAUACUAUGCACAUGCAAUUUGUGCGGUGCCUGGUAUUGUUGUUGAAAGGUAAAUUUUGUUUACUUGGAUUCCAAUUGAAAAAUGAACCUGUUAUUACGAAGUUGGUAAAAACAGGACGGGUGCUCCUGGAACAGAGGUGGGGAACCUGACCUCACGUUAGCAUCAUGUUGGCUUUGGUGGUAAAAACAUAAGCCAUGACAGGUCCAAGUUAGAACCUGGCUACCUGUCCUGUCCUGGACAGGCUCUUUUUUUAGUUGACAAAAAACACGUCGAACAAAUAGGAGAUCGCAUUUUUAUUUUUUCCAAUGCAGACUGGCGAAACAGUCAGAAAAUCCUCAAAAAUUCUAAAUUUUGAAGAAAGCCGUAUUUUUUCAGCAAAGCUGACGUGAGAAAAAAGAUUUCUUUUGAAAAAGUUACGCCUGGGAAUACAAAUUGUGAAGUUUAUACAAAAAAGCGGGCGUAAAACUAUUGUCAAUCCGAAAAAAUAAGAACCUUGGAGAGAGAACGGAUAUGGCCUAGAAAACCAAAACUACAGUAGACUUCGCGAAAUUUUGUAGUCUAUUUGAAAAAUAAAAUGAGAAAUUUUUUAUUUUCGGAUCGACAAUAUAAAAAAAUUAAUCUACCUAUGAAAUGUUUCAUAGUUUGUUUUUCAAUAAAAUCUGGAAGCUGAUCCUUUACCAUCAAGUGUAAUUCACAGCUUCAUCUAAUCAUUUAAACAUAGUAAUUUAUAAACAACUUUCCUUUAACAUCAAUAGUAAUUAUGAAUAAAAAACUUUACCCAAUAUGUUUCAAUGAAGCUCAAAUCUCACCUGUUAGUUUUGCUCCUCCCCCUCCCCCAAACCUCAAAAUAAACUAACUUGACUGGCCCGUUCCGUGAAAAGUUGUUGAUAUCUUCGAAUUUCCUGUCCAAACAAAACAUCUUCUUCUUCGGAAGCCUGAAACUUCUACAUGCUUUUUUUCAAAAUUUUCGCCUAUUCUUAAACUUACAUCAGAAAAUGACAAUUGUCGAUUUUAUGGGACCGCUGCAUUCGAGUGACUGUUGUCUCUAAAAAAAUAAGAAAAUUAAAAAAUGUACCAAACCACCCCAUUAAUAACUUUUUCUGCGCUGAAAAAACCACUCAAAAACCAGAAAAAAAUCACCCCAUAAAGAAAGAACGGAAAAAAUAAGAGUGUAUGUCAACACCGACUGCCCGCAAACACCAAAUCCUACGCGCAACCUUGACGCGAAAUACGCGCUGUGUGUUUUCGCGAAGAAAUUUCUGGGGAUUUUUAAAAAUUGGGAACCCCCCAGAUUUUAGAAAUGGACAUGAUUAAAGUAUAACAUAUGGGAACCCUGAGAAUCUCUCCAAUAAAACAAAAAUGUCGUCCAAAAAAAAAGAAAAACAACGAUACUCCGCGUGCACGUUGUUUAGCGUGUUUAUGAAGUGGAGAGAGGAGAGAGGGUUAGAGAGAUAGAGAGAUAUGUUUUUAUUUGAAAAGAAAUUAUUGAUUGAACGUUUUUUUUUAACUGAAUCAUUUUUCUGAUAUUUUUCAGCGCAGAAAGUGUUAUUAAUGGGGUGAUUUGGUACAUUUUUUAAUUUUCUUAUUUUUUUAGAGACAACAGUCACAGAAUGCAGUGAUCCCAUGAAAUCCAGAAUUGUCAUUUUCUGAUGUAAGUUUAAGAAUAGGCGAAGAUUUUGAGAAAAAGAAUGUAGAAGUUUCAGGCUUCCGAAAAAGAAGAUGUUUCGUUUGGAAAGGACAUUCAAAGAGAUCUACAACUUCUCACGGAAAGGGCCAGUCAAGUUAGUUUAUUUUGAGGUUUUGGGGGGGGGGGGGGAGAGGAGCAAAACUACAAAGGGGGAGCAAAACAACAUAUUGGGUAAAGUUUUCAAUUCAUAAUUACUAUUGAUGUUAAAGGAAAGUUGUCUAUAAAUUACUAUGCUUAAAUGAUUAGAUGGAGCUUUGAAUUACACUUGAUGGUAUAGGAUCAGCUUCCAGAUUUUAUUGAAAAACAAACUAUGAAAUAUUUUAUGGGUAGAUUUUUUUUUUAAAUAGUUUUAUGCACGCGAUUUCCAGUUUGUUUUGAAUUUAUUUUUUUUAAUAAUUUUUUUCUCGUUUUUGAAUAUUCUAAGAUCGUGUCAGGUCUCAAUAAAUGCGCGAAAUUUUUCGGGUAGUAAAUUACACUCUGUGGAAUUAUCGAAGGUAUGAUGUUCGGAAAAAAGGGGCAAAAAUCAAAAAUGCCUAAAAUUUCGACAUCCAAAAAAUGAGAACAGGGGUGACCCCAUUGAAAAAUCCAGCUUCCAUCGAGACACCAUCCAAUCGGGAUUUUAUUAAAAAGGUAGAAAAACAUUCUCUGCUAAUUUUUGUUCACGCGAGGACAGGUUGGGCAUAUGGCUUUAGGACAUGUUCAAGUCAUGUUCGAGCCAGGACAAGUUUAGGCCAUGUUCAAGGACAGGACAACAUGAGGCCAGGCUAAUUUCCCGACCCCUGUCCUGGAAGGUUCCAGUUUUAGAAAAACUUCUAGUAUCAAUUCAGCCCAUGUUUUUUCUCAAAAACACAGGCGAAAACCUAUGAAAUAAAACAAGAAAAUGCGCUCUAGCGCACAACUCGUUUUUUGAAUUUUCGUGCGUGUGUUUGCACACAACACUGUGACGCCUUUUUGCAGACGAUUUUUUCACCAGGAGAAUACCAACCCUUUAAAGUUUUCAGUUUCUCAAUUAUGUCACAUGAAGAAUUUUUUCAGAGCAUUUGCAACAAUUUUUGUGAAAGAUUAUGAAUCAAAAAAUCGAAGUUGGAUAAUAAUAAGUUGCCUUUCAUAUCUAUUCAUUCAAUCCCAAUUUUAUGCAAUUCCCCUAACAUUUUUCCGUCCUCCAGUUUAUUAUCCAAUAAUAUUUGCAUGUCUAGCAAUUGGAAUCUCAAAACUUCUUCUCAAUUUUCUUUAUCGUAAAAAUUCUGAAAUUCUUGAGACAACUGCGAAUGGAACUCAUAGAUAUACUUUGAGCAAGAAGUUUCAAAUUGAAGAAAAUCUUCGAGUUAUGUGGUAUCUUCGUGGACUCGGCCUAUUAUUUUUCUUGUGUAUUUCAUUCAUUGUUGCUAUUAUAGUUUUACCAUGGACGUUUUUUGGUCAAAACAGUUUCUAUGGACAAUUGUUCAUUUCAAUGUUUGAUUUUUCAUUGUCAGCGUGAGUUGGUUUUUUUUUCCGAAAUAUUUUUGAAUUUGAAAAUAUUUCAGAGCUGGAAUUAUCUCACCAAUAAUUUGCAUGUUUUAUUUAUAUCAAACUAAUUAUCAUCCAUUUAUGAAACGAUUCAAUUUGAGAAAUGACAAAGUUGAACCAGAUAGAAGAUUAUCAACAACGAUUACAGAUUCGAGGAUUUAUUUUGAACAACUUCAAAAAUCAUGGAGUUAA
Caenorhabditis angaria is the source of this 3781-nucleotide messenger RNA. The record is from the annotation of a GenBank genome assembly. Lineage: Eukaryota; Metazoa; Nematoda; Chromadorea; Rhabditida; Rhabditidae.